Messenger RNA from Drosophila santomea, 2896 nucleotides. It is a transcript of the gene singed, whose product is annotated as protein singed. Gene Ontology annotation, cellular component: cytoplasm; actin cytoskeleton. Gene Ontology annotation, biological process: cell migration; establishment or maintenance of cell polarity; actin filament bundle assembly. Bases 770 to 2308 code for a protein of 512 amino acids. Gene Ontology annotation, molecular function: actin filament binding; protein-macromolecule adaptor activity. Lineage: Eukaryota; Metazoa; Arthropoda; Insecta; Diptera; Drosophilidae. The transcript has 6 exons. The record is from RefSeq and is a predicted model, not a curated record.
CGGGUUUCAUUCCCACUGGAGUGCAGUUCGUGAACGGUCGUUCUCUCCUCUCUCUCUCUCGCAGAAGUAAAACUUAAAGUUUUGUGCGCGCAUGCGUCUCGUCUUAGAAAAACCUGCAAUCAGAAAUCUCGAAUCGUGAAAAUCCUUUUCUGCCAUACCAAAAAUAGAGCCGGACAAAGCAAAGCGUUCGAUUGCCUUCUGCCAAUUUGAGCAGGGUAACAAAUAGAGCAAAUUACAAAUUAAUUGCCGCCCUGACCGUGAUUUGUUUACGUUUUUUUCUUCACUUUUUUUUACAUUGUGUGAGUGUGAGAAAUUUGUUGGCCAAAAAAAAUAUUCCAGAUAUUCCCAGAGAUAUAUAUUCGAAAUUCGAAUUGGCGAAGUGAAGGGUGUGACGACAGACGCACACACACGCACGCACACGUAAACGCACUGAAAAAACACCGGCUAAAAGGCAGACGAAAAGGAGACGAGAGAGCGAGUGCUAAAUAGAAAACGCGAAAACAGGAUAAUAAUCAGCAAACUAAUACUAUAAAACAAGCAACUAAGUGACAUCUCGAUCUCGACGAGAAGCAACAAAAACAACAGUUACAACUUCGGCAACAGCAACAAAAACAGCGGCAGCAGCAACAGCAACAACAACAGAAGCAGCAAAGAGCAUAGAGCCAAAAAGAAGGAGCAGCAAAAGCAAAGAAACAACAUUAAGCUCGAUCUUCCACUCGCAAAGAAGCCGGAUUCCGGAGACAGCCUCAAGAUUGCUCCCAUAAGCACCAUGAACGGCCAGGGCUGCGAGCUGGGCCACAGCAACGGGGACAUCAUCUCACAGAACCAACAGAAGGGAUGGUGGACCAUCGGCCUGAUCAAUGGCCAGCACAAGUACAUGACCGCGGAGACCUUUGGGUUCAAGCUCAACGCCAAUGGCGCCAGUCUGAAGAAGAAGCAGCUGUGGACGCUGGAACCCUCGAACACCGGCGAAAGUAUUAUCUACUUACGAUCUCAUCUGAACAAGUACCUUUCGGUCGAUCAGUUUGGCAACGUGCUGUGCGAGAGCGAGGAGCGGGACGCGGGCAGCCGCUUCCAGAUCAGCAUCAGCGAGGAUGGCAGCGGCCGUUGGGCGCUGAAGAACGAGUCGCGCGGCUACUUCCUGGGCGGCACUCCGGACAAACUGGUCUGCACGGCCAAGACGCCCGGGGCCAGUGAGUUCUGGACGGUCCAUUUGGCUGCCCGGCCGCAGGUGAAUCUGCGCUCCAUCGGACGCAAACGGUUCGCCCAUCUGUCGGAGUCGCAGGACGAGAUCCAUGUGGACGCCAAUAUUCCGUGGGGCGAGGAUACGCUCUUUACGCUGGAGUUCCGUGCCGAGGAGGGCGGUCGCUAUGCUCUGCACACGUGCAACAACAAAUAUCUGAACGCCAAUGGAAAAUUGCAGGUGGUUUGCAACGAGGAUUGCCUGUUCAGCGCCGAAUAUCAUGGUGGCCAUCUGGCGCUGCGCGAUCGUCAGGGUCAGUACUUGUCGCCGAUUGGCUCCAAGGCGGUGUUGAAGUCGCGCUCGUCGUCGGUGACGCGGGAUGAGCUCUUCUCGCUGGAGGAUUCGCUGCCCCAGGCCUCCUUUAUAGCCGGACUCAAUUUGCGAUAUGUGAGCGUGAAGCAGGGCGUCGAUGUGACGGCCAACCAGGACGAGGUGGGCGAGAACGAGACGUUCCAGCUGGAGUACGACUGGUCGGCGCACCGUUGGGCCCUUCGCACCACCCAGGAUCGCUACUGGUGUCUCUCGGCGGGUGGUGGCAUCCAGGCCACCGGAAAUCGUCGCUGUGCCGACGCUCUCUUCGAGCUAAUCUGGCACGGCGACGGCUCGCUUUCGUUCCGGGCCAACAACGGCAAGUUCUUGGCCACCAAGCGCUCUGGCCAUCUGUUCGCCACGUCGGAGUCGAUCGAGGAGAUAGCCAAGUUCUAUUUCUACUUGAUCAAUAGACCAAUUCUGGUACUGAAGUGCGAGCAGGGAUUCGUGGGCUAUCGCACGCCCGGCAACCUGAAGCUCGAGUGCAAUAAGGCCACCUACGAGACCAUCCUGGUGGAGCGGGCCCAGAAGGGCCUGGUGCAUCUGAAGGCGCACAGCGGCAAGUACUGGCGCAUCGAGGGCGAAAGCAUCUCGGUGGAUGCCGAUGCGCCCAGCGAUGGAUUCUUCCUGGAGCUUCGUGAACCGACCAGGAUCUGCAUAAGAUCGCAGCUGGGCAAGUACCUGGGCGCUACGAAGAACGGGGCGUUCAAGCUGCUGGAUGAUGGCACCGAUUCGGCCACACAGUGGGAGUUCUAGGGCGUGACCACGACCAUCCCGAAUGGGUUGCUGCAAGCGUCAUCAGUAUCACAAUUACAAUCACACACACACUUCCCAAACAAGCGGGGAUACCCUAAUUAUCGAUCGAGAAGAGUCGCACAAGAAUUUGAGAUCCUAAACAAUUGCAAAAUGAACGAGAAAAUUAAAGGAAGGAAACGUUAAAAGACCCAAGGAGAUACGAGUGAAUGAAAUAUGAAGAAACAAACUUAUAUAUUUAUAUAUAAAGAUCUACGUAUACAUAGAGAGAGAUUUUUUUUAAAAACAACCUAUUUAGCUUUUUAUACGUUUUAUACGAUGAGAAUAUCAACAAACAAGAACAAGAAAUCUUUUAGCGUAGACAACAAAAAACAAAACUUCUGUCGCGAGUCCUUCCGUUUUAUCAAAUAUAUCAGCAACUAGGCCAGCAAAAAUGAAGAUGAACGUAAUGGUUAUACAAGCACAUCAUAUAUACACCUAUAUAUAUACAUAUUCGAUUCGUAAAGCUUCACGGAAAAGAAACUGAAAAAAGAAAAUGGGGAAAUAAGAGCAUAAAAAAACAUGAAAAAAAUAAAAAUAAAUCAACACAUA